UUUAUCUCAAAUAUCCAAUAACAACAACAUCAAACCAUAAAAACUUUGCAUUCAACAUCCAAUUUCAUCCAAAUGAGUGUGGAACAGCAGCAACAACAACAGCAAUUGACGGCUAUUGAACUAACCAAAUCGAAUAACAAUAAUAACAACAACGGCAGCAGCAACAACAAUAAUAACAAUUCCACCAUUAGCAACAACAAUAGCUCCAAUGCAAUAUGCAAUAAUUUCAGCUCAAAUUCUAAAACAACCAAUGAUCUAAAGCUGAAUAAUGAUUUUCAUAAUUUCACCAAAGCCAAAGAGGAAGCCUUGGAAAAAUCUGCCCAAAAAUCUCCCCCCUCCAGUCCUUUGAAACAAAAUGGCCAACAUUAUGGUGCGGCCGAGACCAAUGGUGGAGAUCAUGUGAAAUUUCAAGCCAGCACUUCACAAAGGCAACAUGAGAAUUCCAAGGAAAAAAAGGAACAAAAAGAGUCUGCGGAGGCAGACAGAGCAUCGUCUCAUCGUCAAUCGCAAGAUGAAGGCCUCAAUAAUGGCGACGAAGAGGAUGAAGACGAUGAGGAAGAUGAGGAUCACACUUUGAGUACAGCUUGCAUUAUAAAAUCGCCUCUCAAUAAAACUCUACUCAAGAAAUGCAUACCCAAUGGCAAUGGCAGUCUCAGUCCCUUGCCCCUGACCACCAACAGCAAUAGUUUGAGUAAUUCCAAUUGCUGUUGUCACAAUGAGGGCGAAUUCUCAUCCACCUCAACAUCAUCAUCCUCAAAUAUCAAUGAUUCAUCUACUAAAGAUUUGUCCCUGGCCGAAGGCAGUGAAGAUAAAUCGCCACCACACUUCGAUCCUUUUACCAAAAUUCCCAUACCUACAACGUCGUCAAUGCCAACAACAACAAAUGCAAACAUAAAGUGUACAAAAUGCAAUAACAACAACAAUAUACAUUACAACAAUUACAAUUGUUAUUAUCGCAAGAAAGCGGCACGUUUGAAACCAUCAAUAUGUCGAAUUAUGACACUGAGCCGUGGCCCCUACAGCGAGCUCGAUAAAAUGAGCCUUUUUCAGGAUCUAAAACUGAAACGACGAAAAAUCGAUUCAAGAUGCAGCAGUGAUGGUGAAUCUGUAGCCGAUACCUCAACCUCAUCACCGGAUCUUUUGGCGCCCAUGUCACCCAAAAUGUGUGACUCCGGAGGAGGAGGUGGUGGUGGUGGUGGUGGUAGUGGCUCCAAUGUGGCCAGCUCUAUGUCAUUAGUCACUCUAACGGCUACCACCUCUCUAACAACAGCCACAACACCUGCCACCUGUUCCAGCACAGCCUUGCCUCAGCAUCAAGUGGCUGCCGAAGUUGUGGUGGCCACAGCAAAGGCGGUGGCUGCGGCGGUUGCUGUUAAAAAUGAACAACUGCAGCAAUUGCAACAGCUGCAGCAACAGCAACAACAACAAGAACAGACUGAAAUUCAUUCAUCAUCGUGUGGCAUGUCAGCGGCAUCCUCAUCAGCCAGCAAUAUGAUGACACCUCCUGCGCCUGUAAGAACUUCUCCGCCUAUGAACACUGCCGAAAUGGCAGCCGCUGAUAGUGCCGAACGAAGGACACCCUCAAGUAAUAGAGCCACACCCACACCGCCGCAUAAUAAUGGCAAUGCCAGCAGUAGUACCAGCAAUGGAGGUGGCAGUAGUCGAGCUUCACCGGAUUCUAUGGAUGAUAAGCCCACAACAACUUCGACUACAUCAAUGCAAAUGCCCUCGGCCAAUGGCAUGCAUGGCGCUUCAACGGGUGGUGGAAAUAGCGGCAGCGGCAGCACGGGUAGUAUGAGUGUCAUACGCUCCGUUAAGGAAGAACGUAUAUUGGCUUCACCCACACGCAUGAUGGCCUAUCAUCAACAUCAGCUGCAGCAACAGCAGGCACAACAGCAGCAGCAGCAGCAGCAACAACAGCAACAGCAGGGUUGCAAGACACCCACACAGUCUCAACAACAUGUCACCGUUUUGGUGACACCAUCCCGUAUUAAGUCUGAACCUAACCAAUUACCGCCGCAACCAUCACAUUCGCCAUAUUCCACAGCUGUAAGUGCAUCGACCACCACAAUGUCACCCUCUUUGCUGCAUACGAUACCCACAGCCACCCAUAAUACAGCGCCCACCAGCCUACUUCAUCAUCAUCAACAGCAGCAGCAGCAGCAACAACAACAGCAGCAGCAGUCACAGCAGCAGCAACAACAACAACACCAGCCACAAAAUCCACCUCCACCUCCUAUAGUCACAACACAUCACCUGCACCAACAGCUGACACAGCCUCAGCUGCGCAAGACCAGCCCUCCCCAUGAUCUGCAGUUUCCCCCGCAACAUCAUCAUCUGCUGACGCAAUCGAUGCAACAUCUGACGCAACAGCAACAAAUACAACUGCUGCAGCAGGCGGCUGCCAUGUCGCGGCAAAAUAAUCCUGCCAACAGAGAGUUAUCGCCCAGUGCCUCCAUGUCACCCAGUUCAAGACACUCGGCAUCGAAGUCGCCCCAGCAGCAUUUAAUGCAGCAGCAGCAGCAACAAAACGCAGCAGCUGGCCAGCAUAUGCGUAUCAAGAAGGAGCCUGCGUCCAUGCAAAAUCAUGUCUCCGGUUUUGGCAAUACCGCCAAUGGGCCCCAGAGACAUCAUUCGCCGCACUUCAUGCCACAACAGUCACCCAACCAGCAGCAGGGGGGCCAGCAGGGCCCACCUCCGCCACAGCUGCCGCCUCAGGCAUUGGGCAACAUGGCUCAGGCUCUAAUGCAUCCGGCCUCAUUGCAGUCACUGAGACAUCCCAAUAGGGAUGCUGCCAUUUUAUUUCGCGUCAAAAAUGAAGUGCAGCAACAUGUGGCCGCCGCAGCAGCGGCUGCUGCGGGUCUGCCUCAGCUAAUGCAACCCGGCGCUGCUGCUGUGGCUGCAGCAGCGGCUCAACGCAUGGUCUGGGUAUCGAAUGCGCGUAUAAAUGGCGUAAAGCCCGAAGUGAUAGGAGGCCCCAUGGGCAGCAUACGACCGGGUGGGCCGGGCCAGUCACCAUCACCGCAUCAUUCGUCAUCAUCGGCCUCGUCAUCAUCGCAGCUUUCGCCGCAGACACCCUCGCAAACCCCACCGCGGGGCACACCGACAGUGAUAAUGGGAGAAAGUUGUGGCGUGCGCACCAUGGUCUGGGGCUAUGAACCAGCGGCGCCUGCCUCAUCCGCAGGCUCAGCGAGUCAGUCACCCAACCACUCACAUCACCAUGCGCCCCAUCAUAUGGGCGGCCACCAACAGAUGGGAGGAGGUGGAGGUCUGGGAGGACCACCCUCUUCGCUGCAGUCGCAAUCGCAUCAUUCAUCACAGUCAUCAUUGAAUACCGCAUCGUCACCUUCAGCCGGAUCUCUAACGCCCACGCAUACGCCUGGACCAUCGCCACAAAACAAUGAGGAAGCAGCCCAGCUGCUGUUGUCUUUGGGUCAGACCCGCAUACAAGAUAAUCGGCCAAGACCGCCUCAUGCAUUUCGUCCUCCCCACGCCCUGAACAUGGAACGCUUGUGGGCGGGAGAUUAUUCGCAACUGCCACCAGGCCAAUUGCAUGCUUUAAACCUGAGUGCAGCGCAACAGCCUUGGGGCGGUGGUGGCUCUUCGAAUACCACCGGCCUGGGGCGAGGUUUGGAUAACCCCCAUGAGCCCACGGAUGAGGAUGAUCAGCCGCUGGUGUGUAUGAUAUGUGAGGAUAAGGCAACGGGUUUACAUUAUGGUAUUAUAACAUGUGAAGGGUGCAAAGGAUUCUUCAAACGCACUGUACAAAAUCGCAGAGUUUAUACAUGCGUGGCCGAUGGCACCUGUGAAAUAACCAAAGCUCAACGUAAUCGUUGUCAGUAUUGUCGCUUCAAGAAGUGCAUAGAACAAGGCAUGGUUUUGCAAGCUGUUCGCGAGGAUCGCAUGCCUGGCGGCCGCAAUAGUGGGGCCGUCUAUAACCUCUACAAGGUCAAAUAUAAGAAACACAAGAAGAACAAACAAAAUCAACAACAGCAGCAGCAACAACAAUCGCAACAGCACUCACCCAUGCAUCAGCCACAGGGACAUCAUCAGCCACAACUAUCGCCGCAUCAUCACCAAACCCAUCUCUUUAUGCCACAACAACAGCAGCAACAAUUGCAGCACCAACAAUUUGCAGCCGCAGUGGCGGCAGCAGCCCAUCAGCAACAAACCAAAUUACUCGGUGAGAUGAAACCGAUGUUCUUGACGAAAGAGCAGCAGGCCAUGCACUCACCGCACCAUCAAGCUCAGCAAUCGCCUUCGUUGGGCCCGCCCCAGCAGCAGGGACCGCCUCCGCCACAUUUGUCAUCACCCCAUCAUCCGCUGCAUGCCUCGUCAUUGGGCCCUGGUGGUCCUCUACACAGUCCCGUGGCCGGCGGUGGAGGCAAUGGCGGUGGUAGUGGUGGCAAUGGCCCUCCCCAGCAGACAUCACAUCACCAUGCCGCCUCAGUGGCGCCGCCCCAACAUGUGGCCCAUCAGCCUUCAGCAGCUUCACAAAGACCUGCCACGCCCCAAGAGACUGCCAUGAAAAUACCCUCGCAUUUGGUAAAUGGAACCAUACUAAAGACUGCUCUAACAAAUCCUAGCGAGAUUGUUCACCUACGGCACCGACUCGACUCAGCGGUUAGCUCCUCCAAAGAUCGCCAGAUCUCAUACGAGCAUUCUCUGUCCAUGAUACAAACUCUAAUAGACUGUGACGCCAUGGAAGACAUUGCCACACUGCCGCAUUUCUCCGAAUUCUUGGAGGACAAAUCCGAGAUUAGUGAAAAACUCUGCAACAUCGGUGACUCCAUAGUCCACAAGCUGGUGUCGUGGACCAAGAAGCUGCCCUUCUAUCUGGAGAUACCGGUGGAGAUACAUACCAAACUUUUGACCGACAAAUGGCAUGAGAUACUCAUACUGACAACAGCAGCCUAUCAAGCCCUGCAUGGCAAACGGCAUACAUCAUCUGCGGCGUCAUCACAUUCGAACAACUCGGCCAGCAGUUCCACAUCUUCGAAUUCUUCAGCCUCAUCCUCGUCCUCGUCGCCCACACAACACAAUCACAAUAGUAAUAGCAACACCAGCAACAACAACAGCAACAAUCAUGCAUCAUCAACAUCACCUCCCCACAUAACAGCACAUCCUGCCUUAGUACACAAAGACGAUCCAGAAUUUGUGGCCGAAGUCAAUGCCCAUCUGAGUACGCUGCAAACGUGUCUGACGACUCUGAUGGGCCAGCCCAUAGCUAUGGAACAGCUAAAACUCGAUGUGGGUCAUAUGGUGGAUAAGAUGACACAGAUAACCAUUAUGUUUAGAAGAAUCAAACUUAAAAUGGAAGAAUAUGUCUGUCUCAAGGUCUACAUAUUACUGAAUAAAGCAGAAGUGGAAUUGGAAAGUAUACAGGAACGUUACAUACAAGUAUUGCGUACAUUUUUACAACAUUCAUCGCCACAGAAUCCACAAGCCCGCCUUAAUGAGUUAUUGUCUCAUAUACCCGAGAUCCAAGCUGCUGCUAGUCUAUUAUUGGAAAGUAAGAUGUUCUACGUUCCCUUUGUUUUGAACUCGGCCAGUAUAAGGUAGCAAAUGCUUCAACGUGGUCUAUUGACAAUUGCCGAGCAAAAACCGCCUUAUCACCGAACAACAGGAACGGGAACCGAAACCGAAACCGAAACAACAGCAAACGAACAGCAUCACUCAUCGAGCCAAGACCCCCAAGAGCUUAGAGCAACAACAAAGGAAACCACUGCGGCCACCAACGAUGAGGGCCAUAGUCAGCAACGGGAGGAAAAAGAUUAUCAAUUCAAAUGUUUGCCCAUUGUUGAAAUGCCUCAGAUAAAAAUCGAAAGAGAUUAUGAUGAUUAUGAAAUGGCUGAUGAAGUGCAGGAAAAUGCCAUGGAAACAAUGGAUACCGAAGAUGUUGAAGGCUCCCGGGAUAUGCAAAUGCAAAUGGAAGAGAGCAAUGAUGAGAAUGAUGAAGAGAGAAAUAAUUUAAAUAUAAAACCAGUGCCUCAGUUGUUGGAACCAACUUCAAUAUUAAAGACUUCUUUGCUAACGGGGGCAGCCAAUACCUUGGCCACCUUGACAGCGGCAGCAGAACAAAUAGCCCGUAUGCCCAGCUUGACUGUAAGUGAUAACACUAAGGGACAAGAUCUUAGUGGUAGUGCAAUGCCAAGUACAGCAAAUGCGGCGAAUACAAUAAAGUCCUAUGGUUAUUAUAAUGAAGAAAACAAAAGACUUUUGUUUAGUGAAACAGCAGGGGAAAGAGAAAACUCACCACAACUUAAGGUGCAGCAACAGCAGCAGCAACAGGGAGCAGAAGACACUAGGGGGGAUAAUAAUGAAACUCCCACAUAUACAUCAAUAUUGCAAACAGCAUUGAUGUCCAAACGUCCAGCAACAUUAAAUGUUGCCUCAACAUUACAAACAGCAAUGGCAUCGGUAACAUCAUCAUCACCAGCAGCAGCAACAGCAACAUCAUCAUCAUCAACUUUCUCAACAUCAGCAAAUACUACAUUUUUGGCCUCUGGCAUUUUAUGUUCCUCACCAGGCUCAUCAGCAUCAUCCAUGUCGUCGUCAUCACUAUCAUCCAACAAGACUUUACAUGUGCGCACCCCCGAUCAAGUUUUAAAGACUGCAGUUACCUUGGCAACCCUAAGCGAAAUAACCACACAGCGAGAAUUGCAACAGAAACAACAACAACAGCAGCAGCAACAAGACUUAGCAGCUGCGGCUGCCUCUAAACAUAUACUGGUGGUGCCCCAGGUGGCACCACGCAAAAUGUGUACCCUGCCUUUUAAAAAGCUGAAUUUUGCCAAUGUAGCCAACAACACUCCAACUCCUUCACCUCUACCCAACACUGCCUCCAGCAAUAAUUUCUCAUCAGCAUCAUUUGCAGCAGCAACAACCACAACCAUAACAUCAUCGGUUGCAGCUGCUGCAGCAGCAUUGUGCAACAUCAAUUCUGCAACAUCAGCAAACAACACUGCUACAAACACAACAACAACAACUGCAAUUACACUAAAUACUAAUAAAAAUCAUUUCAAUAGUUUUUUAGGUUCUAUGAAUAUGAAAAACAACAGCAACAGCAACAACAACAAUAAUAAUAACAUUAAUUUAUGCAACAACAUUAAUAAUAACAAUAACCAACAGGCGGCUUCUUCUAUAAUACAGAAAACUAAUCACAAUACCAGCAGCAAUAAUGUCCUUUUAGCCCCCAACAACAGUAGCAGCAGCAGUGGUGCCCUAUGCCCCAUGCCUCUUACACAAAGCCUAAAGAUACCCUGCCCCAUGAAGCCACAAUUGGUUACCAGCCAAACUCAGACCGAAGAUGUGGCCCCCAAAAAUGAAGAGGCCAAAUCUACGGGUAUGGCCACUUCGGCCAUAUGUUUUGCCAACACAACCUUUUCCACGCCCCCUACUACUUCCGCCUAUAGUAACACUAACAAUACGAGUAGCACCUCAUUAGCAUCUUCAUUACAAACAACCUCUCUGGCUCAGGCUGGAGCAGGACUGUUAAGGACUGCCGUGCCAACGACUCAUAGUAAAAUGAUGAACUUGGCACAAACCGCAUCAACAUUUUCAUCAACUGCCACAACUACAUUAUCAUCAGCACCCACUGGUAUUAUGGCCUCUAGCAUAAGUAAAGCCCCCAGCUGCUCGAAGAGCCUAAAAGCCCCACCAAACUCUUCUGUGCUAAAUGUUUCGGGUAGCAUUUUAAAGAACUCUUUGACCCAGCCCCUAAGUGGGCCCACAGAUAAAGCCUUGGCUAUGGCAAAUCCCCUUUUGAAUAACUACACUGCCACUAAGACUCAAAGGGCAUGCAACAACCCUACGACUUCCUGCUUGUCCAGCACUUCCUCAUCUACGUCUACUGUUAACUCUCCUGCUACCGCUGUUACUGUUGUUGUUUUUGAGACAUUGUUACCUGAGGACUGAAAACUUUGUUUAUAAACGUAAAUAUUUUUUGUAGAUUUUUUACAAACCACCCCCAAACCCCCCAACCCUCCUUACAAAAAAAAAAAAGCUUGGCUCCCUUAAACCCCCCCCACCCCUUUUAGCCCCUUUGUUGUUAUUCCCUCGCCAAUUUGUUUUGUAAGUUUUAUUUUUUUUUUACAUAUAUAUAAAUAAUUGUUUCGCUUUGCUUUUAUAUAUACAUACAUACAUAAAUAUUAUAUAUUGUUUAUUACAACAUAAAUAUUUUUUUUAUAGACCUUAAGUCAAAACUUAUAUAAACAAUUUAUAAAAAUUGUUUUAAGUUUUAGGGUAGUUAUUAUUUUUUUUUUUUUUUCUAAAUGUAAUUUUUAUCUUAAAUGUAUAAUUUAAAACCUAAGAAAACAUUUUUUAUAUAUAUAAAAAUCUUAUAUAAAAUAAAUUUUUAUAAUUUUUAAGUCAAAUGUCGUAACCUAUAAACACUAUACAAAAAUUAUGGACUUUUUUUUGUAGCUUAAUGUUUUACAUUUUAAAUAAGAUUUUAUUAUGAUUACUUUAGGCAUAAACAAUACAAAACAAAAAAAAUUAUUAUUAAUUAUUGCUAUUUUUUAAAUAUUUUUUAAAAACAAAAAAGGAAAACAAAACAAAAAAUCCCAAAUAAUUUUUUUUUAAUAUUAUUAUAAAUAUCAUUAUUAUGAUUUAAAAUGUUUAGCUUAAAAUAAUUUGUUUUUCUUUUAGUUUUUUGUAAUUUUUUGUUUUUUUUCUUUUGCAAAAGAAUGUAAACGGAUUAUAUAUAUGUAUGUGUAUUUUUCUGUGUUUUUUUUUAUUAAUUGUUAUAAUUAAUCAUUUACAAUUUAUCUAAACAUAACUAUAAAUUAAACAAAAACCAACAAACAACAAAAAAUUAAUCAUUUCAUUUUCACCAAACACACACACACACACACAAACAAACAAAAGCUUAUUAUGCCAACAAAACUGGAAACAAAACAAUCCUAAAGAAAAAUUAAAAAUAAAACAAAGCAACAAAAAUCCCCUUUAAAUAAAAAACGUGUUCAA
Molecule: messenger RNA, 8967 nt
Organism: Stomoxys calcitrans (stable fly)
Lineage: Eukaryota; Metazoa; Arthropoda; Insecta; Diptera; Muscidae
Gene: Hr4
Product: hormone receptor 4
Exons: 6
Biological process (GO): regulation of DNA-templated transcription
Molecular function (GO): zinc ion binding; sequence-specific DNA binding; DNA-binding transcription factor activity
Source: RefSeq, a predicted model, not a curated record